Messenger RNA from Penicillium griseofulvum, 666 nucleotides. RefSeq lists its product as uncharacterized. Lineage: Eukaryota; Fungi; Ascomycota; Eurotiomycetes; Eurotiales; Aspergillaceae. Gene Ontology annotation, cellular component: DNA recombinase auxiliary factor complex; condensed nuclear chromosome. The record is from RefSeq and is a predicted model, not a curated record. Gene Ontology annotation, biological process: meiotic joint molecule formation; meiotic strand invasion involved in reciprocal meiotic recombination; homologous chromosome pairing at meiosis. Gene Ontology annotation, molecular function: recombinase activator activity; double-stranded DNA binding. The transcript has 5 exons. Bases 1 to 666 code for a protein of 221 amino acids.
AUGAUCCGGGAAUACCUUCGUGAGUAUCCGGGCAAUAUCUGGGCAUUGACAAAUCUUAGCUUAAUGACUUACGCGACAAAUUUUCGUCCAUAUUCGGCCAUUGAUAUUUCUGCGAACCUCCACAACAAAGUGACUAAAGCGCAAGCCGCAAAAGUUCUCCGGGAUUUGCAUGAGAAGAAAGAGAUUGAAGGAAGAGUUUCCGGUAAACAGACAGUCUACCAUGCUCUACAAGAUCCGUCCGACAUCGCAACCCCGGAGGUAGCCGCGGCUCUCAAGCUUGAUAUCGAACGCCUCGAGGGUGAGAUUUCAACUUUGAAGGCAAACGAAAAGAGAGCCCGAGCAGCGUUAGCAGCCCUACAUGCAACCCCCCGGAUAUCCGAACUCCGGCAAGACAUCAACCGUCUUGAGGCCGAGGAAUCGACGAUCCAGGCUCGCUUGGCGAGUUGCCACGAGAGCGACCCUGUUCAUAUAUCACCGGAAGAAAGAGAGAAGCUUGAAGAGGAAUGGAAAUAUUGGCAACGGCAUGCCAAUGUGCGCCGUCGGAUGUGCCGUGAUCUCUGGGGACAAUGCUCCGAGGUACUUCCAGAAGGCAUGACUGCGGCGGAGCUGUGGGUGGGUUUUUCGAAUGACGCCCAAUAUCCAAUUGUCAAUGCUCUGGAAUUCUGA